AUGGGAAGCACACAGUCGUCGAGUUCAAGGAAGCAGGAUGACAGCAUGCCGAGCAAUUGCAUUUGCUGCCUUUCGCCACGCCCAGCCGUAUUCAAGCAGUUAUUCCAGAAGUUACGCCGUACUUUGAGGCGUCAUCUGCGACCCAGCAAGAAUCGCUGUGGCGACUUUCAGCGACGCUGUGCCGCACGCACCGCCCUGUUGCGUCCCAUGCCCAGAUGCUCGUCCUUUGGUAGCUGUGGCACUUUGUUGACGCCCACAAAGCGUGGCAAGAACGACAAGAAGAGGAAGACGACCACGCCCACGGACAGUCAUUAUGCGCAGUGGAAAUGCAUGUUCGAGCAUGCAUCCGGUAACGGUAAACAAGUUGUGGCAACUGCCCAACGACCCCAUGACAUUAGCGAAGCCUUGUCGGGACAAACGACGCCACGGGGAUUCCCCUCGCACACAGAUGCCCGUCGCUGUCCACUUCCCCCCCUGGCGGACCAACAACCGCUCUACGAUUGUGUGGGUGAGAUUAAGGUGCGUCGUCGUCUCAGCUUCCGUCUCGUGCGACGCAUGACAGCCCGACAGAGGGCGGCACAAGCGAAGCUGGAGGCGCAGUUGCAACGGGAACUGUGCGAUUUGGAGGAUUAUUAUGGAGGAUUUCACUAUGCACGAGGCAACGAAAGGCGCAUUUAAAUAAACACAACACAGAAGCCAAACAAAA
Messenger RNA from Drosophila innubila, 706 nucleotides. RefSeq names its product protein nullo (gene nullo). Lineage: Eukaryota; Metazoa; Arthropoda; Insecta; Diptera; Drosophilidae. The transcript is spliced from 2 exons. The record is from RefSeq and is a predicted model, not a curated record. The coding region runs from base 1 to 678 and encodes 225 amino acids.